This is a messenger RNA of Dendroctonus ponderosae (mountain pine beetle), 475 nucleotides long. RefSeq names its product 39S ribosomal protein L55, mitochondrial (gene mRpL55). NCBI's taxonomy places the organism in Eukaryota, Metazoa, Arthropoda, Insecta, Coleoptera, Curculionidae. The coding region runs from base 92 to 400 and encodes 102 amino acids. Gene Ontology annotation, biological process: translation. The transcript has 2 exons. The record is from RefSeq and is a predicted model, not a curated record. Gene Ontology annotation, cellular component: mitochondrial large ribosomal subunit. Gene Ontology annotation, molecular function: structural constituent of ribosome.
UUGGUCUAUGAUUAUGAUCAUAACCUAGCAAUUAUCUGCUGCAUUGCAAAUGACAGUUUAAGUUAAGAUUAUUUGCGGCUUUUUAUACACGAUGAAUUGUAGGACGUUCUUGCAAAUUAGGAGCCUCAGUUGCUGGUCAGCUGCUAUUACGAGGCCCCAUCGGUUAACAUACACAAGGACUUAUCCCACUGUUUUGGUACAGCCCGAUGGUUCCACCUUCACUAUUCGCCACUCAGAACCCAGGAAGAUUAUUAAGCUUCCACUCAAUAUAUGGACGCUGAGUGAAGCAGAGCGAAAAGCAAGAGUGGAGAAAAGGAAACCAAAGAAAAAAGUCGUCAUUGAAGAUGAUAUCGAAGACUCGUUCGACGCAAGUAGCUACGUAAAGUAUUUGAAAAAGUAAAACUGCAAUGCAAAGGUAGUAUGACUUUGCUAGAUAUUUGGAUUAGAGUUAAUAUACAAGUUUUUGUUAGUAAAA